UGUGAAAAACAUAUCAAAACAAAAUAGCGCAAAAUAUAUUCAGCGAGUCCACCGUUUUUCAUAGUUCCCUUUUCGCCGCUUUCCUUCGUCACAUUUUGGGCCUCAGUUUACCAAGGCGAUCCGUGAGCAGCAGUUGUUAUCGAUCUCGAUUUGUGGGAUCUUAAAGAAUAACUGUUUUAAAUAUUUUCUAUUUUUAAUCGUGUGGAACAUAAGGGGAUAAGAAUAAGUGUUUGAGUCAAAGUGCAUGGCAAGACGGCAAUAAACCCAAGGCAAACUUAAGCAUAUCAUUUGGAAUUUUCAAUACGCGCACAACGAGAAACUGAAGAAAUUGAUUUGGAAGCAAAACAGAAAAUAUGCUGAUUUUCUAUGCGAAAUACGCAUUUCUCUUUUGGUUCUUCGUGAGCAGCAAUCAUGGUGAAAUGCUAAUGAUGAACCAAACGUCCUCCGACGAGAUGCUGCUCAAUGUGACCGCCUGCACGCAGAAUUGCCUGGAAAAGGGCAAGAUGAAUUUUAAAGGCUGUUACAAUAUCUGCAAGGACAAAGGGACCGCGCCUGGAGCUUUGAGAAAAGUACAGGAUAAUUUCCAGUUGCAGAUGGUGUGCCGCACGGAGUCAGAAAUUGCCUUACAUAUAGAUUGGGUCCAGCACAGCAAGGGAAAUGAGUCAGCUCCAAAUGCCACUUAUAUAAUAAAAGUUUACGGUCCCAAGGAGGACAUUUUACAGACCAAAACUUAUCUGUCAGAUGAGAACUUUCUGAUCUUGUCGGACUUGGAGUCAAACUCCAGCCACGACAUAACCGCUCUGGCGAUGCACGGGGAUGGGAGCUAUUCACUGAUAGCCAAGGAUCUCCCCUUCUCGACUCUCAUAAGAGGCUACCAACCCAGCAGAAUGGGGGCAGUCAAUCUGGUGCGAUUUGUCGCUCAGUCGAAUGAUUCGCAUCAUGUGGCAGCUGAGAUUAAUUGGGAGCCAUCAGCUGAAAAUAAUUGUUAUUUUAAUAUGGUGUCGUAUUCAUCUGACACCAUGGAUAUGGGGGAGGCGCAGGAGGUGUACUUCCGGGAUAUCAAAAAUCUGUACAAGCACACUGUGGACAACUUGGAGUUUGAUAAAACUUAUCACGUGGGCUUAAGGACGGUGAACAUAAUGAACCGACUCGAGAGCGCUUGUGAAUGGCUGACGAUAUUUACUCCAACCUGCUUGGACUGGUAUCCUUUCAACUUUACACUCUGCCCUCCUCAUAAGCCGGAAAACCUUAGCGUGCAUCAGGAACAGUAUCUGCCCAAUACCUUGGCGAUGAACAUCACCUGGUCGCGACCCAGUCACUUGCCAGAUAACUACACCCUCCACAUUUAUGAUCUACAGGAGGGAAGCAAGAAGGUUAGCUAUACGCUCGACCAAAACAGGAGUCACUUCUUCAUUCCCAAGAUCACGGUGUUGGGCUCCCAAUUCGAAGUCCAUUUGGUGGCUCAUUCGCCAGGCGGCAUAAAUAUCUCCGAUUUGAUCCUCGACAAGGCGCCGCGGGAUGUCUGGCUAAUUGAAGGGAACAUGGUCAAGCUGGUACUCUUCAUUAUUGUGCCGAUAUGCUGCAUUUUGAUGCUGUGCGGCCUGACAGUUUGUAGGAGGAAUCGGACGGAUGUCCAGGACCUGAAAAUGGAGACCAAGGACGCGAAGACCAGCGAGUUCCACCUCUCUCUGAUGGACAAUAGUGGUCUGUUGGUGACGCUUUCCCCCAACGAGAGCUUCGACAAAUUCGACGAGCUGGAGGUUGAGCCCCAUUCGGUGCUCCUACAAGAUGUUCUGGGCGAAGGAGCCUUCGGCUUGGUGCGUCGCGGGGUUUACCAGAAGCGCCAAGUGGCCGUCAAGUUGCUGAAAGAUGAACCCAAUGAAGAAGACGUGUAUGCCUUUAAGUGCGAGAUCCAGAUGCUCAAAGCGGUGGGCAAGCAUCCAAACAUUGUGGGUAUUGUGGGUUAUUCCACUCGUUUUAGCAAUCGGAUGAUGCUACUGAUUGAGUACUGCAGUCUUGGGAGCCUUCAGAAUUUCCUACGUGAGGAGUGGAAGUUCCGUCAGGAGCAAAAUGUAGUCGGCCUUAAAAACAACCUUGAGCAGAAUGUGGAGAAACGACGGUUCCACCGAGUUCAGCGUAAUUCAAUUCAUGAUCGGAUAGAAGAUAUAAAUAGCUCAAUGUUAUCUACUGUGGAAGAGGAAAGUGACGCGGAUCAGACCCAAAAAAGCAGUCGGGUUGAGACCUACACACUCACUCGAGCCACAAAUGCAGCAGACAACAAGGGUUAUGGACUGGAAGAUAUUGAAAACAUCGGUGGUUCCUAUAUUCCGAAAACCUUAGGGACCGAAAAAGGUAGUACAAGAAAGGACAUCCGACCGCAGUUUAAGGUAGAACUUAAGAAGGAAACAAAGCUCGAAGGAAAAUUGCGAACUUUUGAAAACAAGGAGUAUUUUGACUGUCUAGACUCAUCAGAUUCUAAGCCAAGAGUGCCACUUAAGUAUGCAGAUUUACUGGACAUCGCGCAACAGGUAGCGGUGGGAAUGGAAUUUUUAGCCCAAAACAAAGUAGUGCAUCGCGAUCUGGCUGCCCGCAAUGUGCUGAUCUCUUUGGAUCGCAGCAUUAAGAUUGCAGAUUUCGGACUAAGCCGAGAUGUCUACCAUGAGAAUGUGUAUAGGAAGUCAGGAGGAAGCGGCAAACUGCCCAUCAAAUGGCUGGCAUUGGAGUCCCUAACCCACCAAGUGUACACCAGCCAAAGCGAUGUCUGGUCCUUUGGAGUGCUGCUCUAUGAGAUAACCACUCUUGGAGGAAUGCCGUAUCCAUCUGUAUCGCCUAGUGACUUGCUACAACUUUUGCGACAAGGUCAUCGCAUGAAGCGUCCCGAGGGAUGUUCAGAUGAAAUGUUUGCAUUGAUGGAAAGCUGCUGGAGUUCCGUGCCAUCUCAUAGACCUACAUUUUCUGGUCUAAAACAGCGACUAGGAGCAAUGAUUUCGGCCACAAAUGAUAUGCCGGAACGACUAAAACAACUGCAAGCUGCAACUGAAUCUAAAUCAGAGUCAUGUGACGUUAUUCACAGUAAAGUGGAACAGCUUCCCUGUGAGGAGGAGCCAUAUUUGGAGCCCCUUAAUUGAUCGCCAUUAGAAUUAAAAGAUCAGGAACGAGUGCAAUACAAAAUUGUUUAAUAACAAAUUAUAUCGUAGAGUUCCAGUUCUAGUUAAGACAACGCUCACAAGCAGAUACUUCACUUUUACCUAGAAAUAAACGUUAAGGAUAGAGUCUA
Molecule: messenger RNA, 3277 nt
Organism: Drosophila ficusphila
Lineage: Eukaryota; Metazoa; Arthropoda; Insecta; Diptera; Drosophilidae
Gene: tor
Product: tyrosine-protein kinase receptor torso
Exons: 14
Coding region: 354-3128 (924 amino acids)
Biological process (GO): positive regulation of kinase activity; cell surface receptor protein tyrosine kinase signaling pathway; multicellular organism development
Cellular component (GO): signaling receptor complex
Molecular function (GO): ATP binding; protein binding; transmembrane receptor protein tyrosine kinase activity
Source: RefSeq, a predicted model, not a curated record